ACUUUUUAAAUAGCUAAGAUUGGCAACACUGCAUUAGAAUGUGGCAGCGGCUGGAAAAAACAAAACAAAAAAUGUAAACUGGAGGGAGAGCAAAAACUUGAAUUAUUUUUUUUCUCCUUUAAUUUUUUUGUAGUGUAUCUUUGCUUUUAAUGUAUUCUUUAUCCCCUGUAAACUUCCCCUUUAGUCGCUAUAGUUUCUUAUGGUAUAAUUAGCUUACAAAUUCAAAUACAAUAAUGGUCCUUUUACCUGAAGAAGCAGCUAUGACAUUAGCCGAAUUGAGGCAGAUGGCCGCUAGGCAACAGCAUCAAAUAGAAGCCCAGCAGCAGCUUUUAGUUGCCAAGGAACAACGGCUUAAGUUUCUUAAGCAACAAGAAGCUCGGCACCACAAUCUUGCUGAACAGCAUCAACUCGAUCCUUCUUGCUUGCAGAAUUUACGUGAUAAAGUUGAAUCUCAAGAAAUGAAAUUAAGGCAGCUGAGAGCAUUGCGUGGUCAAGUUGAGCAGCAAAAGACUAAUAAUGGUAACUUAGGUGCUGAACUUGACUCUAUCAGGGCUUUGUUUAGUGAAAAAGAGAAGGAAUUAAAUCUCGCUGUCAACAAAGUAGAAGAACUUUCGAGACAGUUGGAUGAAAUCCGUAAUAACAAUAAUCGAAAAAAUUGCGUCAUGUCUUCUGCUGUAUCUGAAUUAGAAAAUUUAAGGAGAGAAUUAAUGUAUCGGACCAAAUUAUCUGAGCAACAAAGUAACUACAUAUGCCAACAACGGGAGACCAUCACCAAUCGCCAACAAGACAUUUCUCUUCUCGAUAAAAAAAUCAACGAACUCACCCAGCGUUUACACCGAAAGCGCCUUCUAAACGAGCAACUUGCUUCCCAAAUUCACAGUGCUUCCUUGUCGCGUAACCUCAGUGGAUCUGCGGUCAGUAAUGGCCUUUAUCAUGCCUCGACCAUUGUAGCCGUAGAACCUAUACCCAGAGACGCUGAUCCAGAACAUACUCGAGAUGACAUGUCUGCUAAAUUGAGUGGCACACAUCAAAAUGACCUCGGAGGAUUUUAUUUGACCAAAAAGGACCCAAAAUAUCAGACUCUUCCUUACAAUACCAAGUUUACUCUAAAAGGCAAAUGUGAAGAAUCUCAGUCAUCCAAUGAAGACGACUCAUCGCCUAACAGUUUGGACUAUUCCCCGAAUUCUAAAAAGACCCCACCUCUGUCUGUGGUAAAGCCAUCCUCUUUAUGCAACCCAAUGCCCCAAAUUAAUAAUUGUAAGCCACCUGAUACCUACUCAUCUUCUGAUGAAGUUUCCAAUCGAAACAUCAAAAAUAGUAAUUUGUCGGAAAUUCCGAAAACUGAAUCCGUGAAAGAAUCUGAACUGAAUGAAAACAGUGACUCUAAAAAUAAUAAUGUGUGCAGUAGCCAGUCUUCUCUACCCAUCAAAGAAAAAUCCCAGUCCACUAACUCCCGUCCUGUAAAACCUGUUGUACCCCCUAAGCCUGCUUUACCUGUGAAACCAAUGAUCUCUAUUCGUCCAAAAAUAAAUGCCUUUAAUGGUAAAAGCUCUAGUGAGAAAGAUGUGAAUGUAGCCUUAUCUGUUUUACAAAAUAAGUCAUCAGACAAAGACAAGACUGCUAUUAGCAACUACAGAGAACGUUUGCUGUAUUAUCAGUGCAUCCCUAGAUUUUCUAGUGCAACAGAUAAGUUAGAACAGCCUCCUCCUAAAAGUAAAAUAGCGACUUACUUUCCGAAACCUAGUGCACAAUCCGAUGCAAGUCCUCAAGCAGAAAAUCGAAACGAAAGUGCAGACUCAAAUGACCCUCCGAAACGCAAACCCAAUUUCGGGCAGCUGCCGAUUAAGCCGAAACCGCUGACAAUCAGGAAAACUCCUGGACUGGAACCUCCCAAACUUAAAGUUCAGUCAGUAACUAGUACCAGCUCUUAUCGCAAGAGUGGUACAGACUCUCAACACUUAGUGUCUCAGCUGCAAAGCUCUAUUCCCCCAAGUCACUCUUCUACUGAAGCCAAAUCCGAAAGUGAAGUCGUUAGUUCAGAGCCUAAAGCAUCGGCAGAAAGCAUUCCUAUAGGUGAAGUUGCACCUAUGCAGAAAAUAUCUGAAGAAUCUAAUAAAAACUCUGAUGUGAAGCUGCUGCAGGAAUCCCGUAUUGCUGAUUUAUCUAAGAAAACAGAAACAGAUGAAACUGAUUUUCUUCAGCCAGAGACUGUUAUUAUAAAAGACGAAUUAUCCGAGGUGACUGAUUCUGAAGUUGGUGAAGAAGUAUAUCAAAGUGCAGUAUUGAGAAGAAUAAGAAAAGGAAAUCUAAAAGGUGAAAAUUCCGUCCGCAACUGUCGAAGAGUUAGCUUUGAUCCACUAGCAUUGCUUCUAGAUGCUGCUCUUGAAGGAGAAUUAGAAUUAGUAAAGAAGACUGCAGCUGAAGUCCCUAAUCCAAGCGCUGCUAAUGAUGAAGGAAUCACAGCUCUUCAUAAUGCUAUUUGUGCUGGUCACAUCGAUGUUGUUACUUUCCUUGUCGAAUUUGGAUGCGAUGUAAAUGCUCAAGAUAGUGACGGAUGGACACCUCUUCACUGUGCCGCCUCUUGCAAUAAUUUACCUAUGGUGAAAUUUCUGGUGGAAAGGGGUGCUUGCAUCUUUGCAACUACUUUGAGUGAUCAUGAAACAGCUGCUGAGAAAUGUGAAGAGGAUGAGGAAGGGUUCGAUGGAUGCUCUGAAUACCUCUACAGUUUACAGGAAAACCUUGGAGUUAUGAAUAACAGUGUUGUGUACGCUGUGUAUGAUUAUGAAGUUCAAAAUGCGGAUGAACUGAGUUUUCGAGAUGGAGACAUGCUCACUGUUUUGAGGAAGGGGGAUGACGAGGAAAGUGAAUGGUGGUGGUCUCGUUUCUUAGAUGAAGAAGGUUAUGUACCUCGUAAUCUCUUAGGAUUAUAUCCUCGUGUGACUUGCAAGAAGGAUCAAGAACUUGCCAAGGCUGCUGAGUAACAAAAUAUUUUUUUCUAAUUAUGAAGGAUGACCUUAUUUCAUACACAGAAUCUUCUACAUGUGAUACACUUUGAUGAAUCUCAAGAUUGUGGUGCCUUUUUCAAGUGCCAUGCCCAUUGUCCUCUAUGUCAUUGGAAGUUUACAUGCCAUAAGUGCCAAAACUGCUUUUUACACGCCAUUUUUUGAGAUGCUGUUUUACUUCCGUCCCUUUUUGCACUCAUUGAAUAAUAAAUCAUGAUUUUUUUAGAAUUGCAAUAUUGUUUAUAUUAAAAUAUUCUCACCUAGUGGCUAUUUAUAUUUGUGAAUGAAAAUAAAUUAUUUUUUAUCGAAAUUUAUAAAUUGCCUUCAUUGUUAUAAGUGCCUAUUUGCCAUGAAAUGUCAAUAAAGAUUUUAGAUUAAAAGUC
Parasteatoda tepidariorum (common house spider) is the source of this 3385-nucleotide messenger RNA. RefSeq names its product apoptosis-stimulating of p53 protein 2. Gene Ontology annotation, cellular component: nucleus. Gene Ontology annotation, molecular function: p53 binding. Lineage: Eukaryota; Metazoa; Arthropoda; Arachnida; Araneae; Theridiidae. Gene Ontology annotation, biological process: regulation of apoptotic process. The record is from RefSeq and is a predicted model, not a curated record.